Molecule: messenger RNA, 1065 nt
Organism: Boleophthalmus pectinirostris (great blue-spotted mudskipper)
Lineage: Eukaryota; Metazoa; Chordata; Actinopteri; Gobiiformes; Gobiidae
Gene: pla2g10
Product: phospholipase A2 group X
Exons: 5
Coding region: 506-931 (141 amino acids)
Biological process (GO): phospholipid metabolic process; arachidonate secretion; lipid catabolic process
Molecular function (GO): phospholipid binding; calcium ion binding
Source: RefSeq, a predicted model, not a curated record
UUAUUUUAGGCGGUAGCACUGAUGUCACAUGAAACAAGAUGACACCACUCUAAAAAGCUUGUCUUACGUCCGUAUUGACACUUACGUACAUGGACGUGCUUUCCAUACUUAGUAAACUUGAGACUCUACAUUAUAAUUCACAAAAAUCCUGAAUAUUUGCCUUGUAAUUUGAGAAAAUUAGAAUAUAUGGCAUGUCCGAUAAUGGGAGCGGGACAUUUAGCACACGUGUGUUAACCGCGGACCACCGAGAGAGCUAGCCGAUGGCGCUACAUCUCACUUUGCGCAAUAUAGCGGCGGUAAAUUUACACAAGUGUAUGAAAAUGAAUGAUAAAUAUAUGUAUUGAUCCGGGGACAACACGCGGACACGUUCUUGUUCAUGUCGUGACGCAAAUAAGUUUCUAGGAAGUGGAGUGAGCUCAACAAAGCGGAGAUGGCGUAUGGCUGACUGCCGCACUCUGCCCUCUGCUGACUGUGGGUGGACACGGCAACUCCAGCACGGUCAAAAAUGUCAGUGGGCUCCAUGACGACACAGAGGUCUCACAGGAGUAAGCGUGGUUUGCUGGAGCUGGCCGGGGCCAUCAAAUGCAGCACUGGGAGGUCAGCCUUGUCCUACAUGAUGUACGGCUGCUACUGUGGCCUAGGAGGGAACGGCUGGCCUAGGGAUGAAGCAGACUGGUGUUGCCACAAACAUGAUUGCUGUUAUGGAGAGGCUGAAGCAUACGGCUGCGGUACCAAAACAAGGGGCUAUCACUGGAGCUGUGAGGACAGGAAAGCUGAAUGUGAGGACCCAAAGGACAAAUGUGAAAAGAUUCUGUGCAAAUGCGACAGAGAGGUUGCAAAAUGUUUAGGAAAAGCUCCGUUCAUCAAGAAAUAUGCCAUGUGGCCAGACUUUAUGUGUGGACAAAAACAGCCUAUGUGUAGUAUUUACUGAUGCAAAAAACCCAGCUACCUGAAUACCAUCUGUGCCUUUGUACAAUGUACAGCAAUAAAUUCAUGUCUUUUUUAAUGAUAUGUUGUAUUAUCAUUAUAUAACACUUAUUCCUUAUUUUUCAAAAUGAAAUUGUA